AGUACAAAAAUAAUAUUUUAUAUUUAGUACAAAACAGAUUUUUAGAAGUAUUUGACUGAACUUUGUUUAAUUUUAAUAUUUAUCAGUAAUUAAAAUUUUUUUUAUAAAAAAAAAUUGUAUAAGUGAAAAAUUUAUAUUAAUCAAUAGAAAUAACUUAACCAUGUCCAAUUUUAAAAUUUGCGCAAUUUUGUUGGUGUUGAUCUUGAGCCAAACCGCAUUUGUUAAAUCUGAAAAUUCUUCGGAGAAAACUAAUACAAACUUAACAUCAAAACAAAGUUUUCUGAAAUAUGUCAUUACUAGUUUUUCUGCAAUGAUUCAAGAAUAUUCUGAAAAAUCGCUUAAAGUAAGCCGUGCUAUUCUAAAAAAUGAGGAAUUUAAGUCACACCAUGAACCCUUGAUUGAGGAAUUUAAACACAAUUUAACCCAAUUCUUGGACUAUAUUGAAGCCAAUAAUAAUGUGCCAAACAAAUUAGUGGCCAUUGACAUGUUUACUAAUACUACUGAUUUCUAUUAUGAAAUUCCUGAACAGAAACUCACUUCUGAGACUAAAUAUAUUUUAGAAAUUUUAAAUAAAUAUCGCUACAAGGAUAUAGAAGUUGAAAUGGAGAAAAAAUUCUCUACCUUUGAAAAGUAUUUCAAGAAAAUGUUUGAAGAAUUCAAAAGUGAAUGGGAUGAGCGUGCUUUGGAGUGGUAUGAAAAAUACCAAAAUAUCCAGGAUUUUAAAGAAAAAUUUAAUGCUUUUACUAAUUUGAAAAUUUUUUAAAAUUAACGUCGAAAUAAAUAACAGUUAAUGUAUAA
Messenger RNA from Lucilia sericata (common green bottle fly), 798 nucleotides. RefSeq lists its product as uncharacterized. The coding region runs from base 161 to 763 and encodes 200 amino acids. The transcript has 2 exons. The record is from RefSeq and is a predicted model, not a curated record. NCBI's taxonomy places the organism in Eukaryota, Metazoa, Arthropoda, Insecta, Diptera, Calliphoridae.